AUGGCGCCACCCCUACUGCUGCUCCUCGCUUCUCUCCUCGUCGUCGCCGCGCCGCGAGCGCUCGGGCUCGGGCUCGGCCAGUGGCAGCCCGGCCACGCGACGUUCUACGGCGGCGACGACGCCUCUGGCACGAUGGGUGGCGCGUGCGGGUACGGGAACCUGUACAGCCAGGGGUACGGCACGAGCACGGCGGCGCUGAGCACCGCGCUGUUCAACAAGGGCCUGAGCUGCGGGUCGUGCUACGAGCUCCGGUGCGCGGGCGGCGACCGCCGGCUGUGCCUCCCCGGCGGCGCCACCGUCACGGUGACGGCCACCAACUUCUGCCCUCCCAACUACGCGCUCCCGGGGAGCGGCGGCGGCUGGUGCAACCCGCCGCUCCGCCACUUCGACCUCGCCGAGCCGGCGUUCCUCCGCAUCGCGCGGUACCGCGCGGGGGUCGUCCCCGUCUCCUUCCGCCGCGUGGCGUGCGCCAGGAAGGGCGGCGUCCGGUUCACCGUCAACGGCCACGCCUACUUCAACCUGGUGCUGGUCACCAACGUCGGCGGCGCCGGCGACGUGCGCUCCCUCGCCGUGAAGGCGUCCGGGUCGCGCGGCCGCGGCCGCGGGGGACGGUGGCAGCCCAUGUCCCGCAACUGGGGACAGAACUGGCAGAGCAACGGCUACCUCAACGGCCAGGCGCUCUCCUUCCGCGUCACCUCCGGCGACGGCCGCUCCCUCACCUGCGCCGACGUCGCGCCCGCCGGCUGGCGGUUCGGCCAGACCUUCGAGGGCAGGCAGUUCUGAACAAAAGAAGAUCACUUUAGCCAACAGGACCAUCUCAUCCUUCUUCCAUUCUCCAUUAAUGCUUAUCUUUGAGCUUAAUUACACACCAAAUCGGUGCUUAGUGAGGUCUAGAUGCUGAGGUUGCUGGCUGCUGCAAGAAGAUGGCAAGGCAUUGCACCCGCAUGUCAGAGGCAAUCUGCUUUCCUAGUUCAGAGAUUUGUAGUACAGGGCAUGUCACUGGCAUUGGCAUGAGCAAUGAGCUGAUUACUUAGGUCCAGGCUCCAGAGAGUGGCUGGCCAUAGCGUGAGCCUGCCUCUCUGAAGAGUGAGCUGUCUGUACAAAUGCAGUUGUUUGUUUGCUGCUCUUAAUUUCCACCUCCUGAAA
Molecule: messenger RNA, 1146 nt
Organism: Oryza brachyantha (malo sina)
Lineage: Eukaryota; Viridiplantae; Streptophyta; Magnoliopsida; Poales; Poaceae
Product: expansin-A6
Exons: 2
Coding region: 1-783 (260 amino acids)
Biological process (GO): plant-type cell wall organization
Cellular component (GO): extracellular region
Source: RefSeq, a predicted model, not a curated record